Messenger RNA from Vidua chalybeata, 873 nucleotides. RefSeq names its product cell division cycle associated 5 (gene CDCA5). The transcript is spliced from 5 exons. Lineage: Eukaryota; Metazoa; Chordata; Aves; Passeriformes; Viduidae. The record is from RefSeq and is a predicted model, not a curated record. Bases 6 to 569 code for a protein of 187 amino acids.
CGGAGAUGACGCCACUUCCGCCCGUUCGAAUGGCCAUGGCGGGAGCCGGUGGCGGGCGGCGUUCGGCGGGAGCGACCCCGAGGGUGACGCGACGCAGCUCCAAGCGCUUGGUGGUCUCGGCGCCCCGGGGCGGCCCCCCCUGGGUACCCCCGCCCCGCAGCCCCCUGGGCAGCCCCGACUUUGACCGACCCCGACGGAGCCCCCGGCUGCAGAGCCAGAAGGAGAACGACCCUGCCCCCCCCUGCGCCGCCCCCUCCCCUCCGCCCUCCCCCCUCCCCUCCCCCGUGGCCCCCCGGGUCCGACGCUCCUACAGCCGCCUGGAGGGGGGGGGCACCCCGCGGGGGCUGGGGGGGGCCCCGCUGAGCCCCCUCUCCCUAAAUCUGCCCCCCGCAGCCCCCCCCGAGCCCCCCCAGAUCCCCCCCCUGGACCUCCCUGGCAUCGGCGGCGGCCCCGAGCGCAGGAGGAAGAAGAAGGUGGCGCCCAUUGAUCUGUCGGAGCUCGAGGCCUGGGCCGCCUCCAUGAACGCACAGUUCGAGGAGGCCGAAAGGUUCCCCCUCGUCGUGGAGUGACCCCGAGACCCCCGGGAGACCCCCGGGAGGGUCUCAUGACCUCUGUGGUCUCCGCACUGGAGAGAUGCCGGGGGACCCUCACGGGACCCUCGGGACCGGGGGGUCCCUGUGCAAGGACCCCCCGUGCACAGCCCCUCCCCCGCCCUGUGGGACCCUGAGGGGAGACCCCCGUGGGAGGGGCCCCCCCGAUGUGUGGGCCCCCCCCGAUGUGCCAGGGCCCCCCCGAUGUGUGGGACCCCCCCCCAGGAGCUGUAAGCCCCCCCCGCCCUCGUUUGUUACUCAUUAAACGAGUUUUUGUCGUGUG